Hordeum vulgare subsp. vulgare (domesticated barley) is the source of this 2183-nucleotide messenger RNA. RefSeq lists its product as uncharacterized. The transcript has 7 exons. NCBI's taxonomy places the organism in Eukaryota, Viridiplantae, Streptophyta, Magnoliopsida, Poales, Poaceae. The record is from RefSeq and is a predicted model, not a curated record. Bases 116 to 1783 code for a protein of 555 amino acids.
UGUCACGACUCACGAGCGAGGCUCCAAUUAAUCGCUUGCGUUCCCACUACUAGCUUUAGGCGUCUCUUCGCAUUCACGGCCUAGAGCUACCAACCCAGACCCAAAAACCCCAACCAUGCCGCCGCGGCCACGCACUCCGGCUUCCGCCGCCGACUUCGUCGCCUCCAAGCUCGCCGCCCAAGGAAUUAGUAACCAUCAGGUCGACCGCGACUACCUCAACCACCUCCAGGACCUCCACCCCGGCGGCGAUUCCUUCGCCGACUUCGUCGCCGCGAAGCUCGCCGCCCAAGGAAUCAGCGCCCAUCAGGUCGACCCCGACUACCUCAACCACCUCCAGGACCUCCAGCACCUCCACCCCGGCGGCGGUUCCUCCGCCGACUUCGUCGCCGCGAAGCUCGCCGCCCAAGGAAUCAGCGCCCAUCAGGUCGACCCCGACUACCUCAGCCACCUACAGGACCUCCACCCCGGCAGCGAUUCCUCCGCCCCCGAGCGCCCUGCCCGCGGCCUUCUCGACUCCCUUCUCCACGCCAUCAAGUGCGAGCAGCCCGACGAUGGCGGAGCCCGAAUCGCCCUCCUCCCCUCCCCAGCCCCGGAAGGAAGCGACCGCCCGGUGGAGGAGAAGAAACCCCCCGCGGAGAUCCCAGGGUACGACACCGCGGACAUGGAUGAGCACUACAGCACAUUCCUGAGGCACACGCGGGUGGUGAAAGGCAGGAUGGUGCUCGAGAUCGGCGGCAAGGUUAUUCCCUACGACCAGGUGGACAAGGCUGAUGGGGCAGAGAAGAAGGAUGGGGAGGAAGCGGCUGCCCGUGCUGCUUCGGCGGAGAACGGCGGCGGCGUUAAGAAGGAGAAGGAGAAGGGGAAGGAGAAGAGGAAGAGGAAGGUGGGUAGGCCUGCGCUGAAGCCUCGUGUGCGCGAUUCCCAUUCGCUUUUGCAGAAGGGUCGGAAGGAGGAGAAGAAAGGAGGAAAAAAUGGUGGUGAGAAGAUCAAGGUCGAGGAGGAGGAAGAAGAAGAUCAAGGCAGAGGAGUUAAAAAUCGUGCUAAGAAGAUCAAGUAUCGUGUGCCCGAUUCCCCUGCACAUCAGCAGAAGAGUCGGGGAGACAAGGAUGGAGGAGAAGAAGGUGCUAAGAAGAUCAAGGUGGAGGAGGAAGAGGAGAAGGUGGCCGGGAUUAGCACGGGUAGUAGGCCUCCGCUGAAGGCUCGUGUUCGCGAUUCCCCUGCACAUUGGCAAAAGGGUCAGAAGGAGAAGAAAGGAGUGAAAAAUGGUGCUAAGAAGAUCAAGCGGGAGAAGGAUGAAGACAAGCCGUCGAGGGAGCUGCCUGUGAAAACACUGAAUACUGUGAACAGAGAAACGGAUUCAAGACAUAAUGCCGAGCCUCCCGUUGCUUCGGGAUUACAUGGUGUUGUAUGGCCUAAACAUAUCAUGGAGAGGCCAGAUUCAGAAUUUAAGGAAAGGUUAAUGCGUGUUCUCUGCAAACCAUUUAGCCAGGGAGAAUAUGAUAUGCUGCUUGGCAAUGCUACUAUUCACCUUCCGGCGACAAAGAAAAGGCAGACGCGCAGCGGUGUGAAGUACUACGACUCUACACAUGAAAGGGUACCAUCAUAUUUUGAUUGUCACCCAGAUCUUGCGAAACAAGUACGUGUAGAAAGUAGCAGCAAACCCAAUCAGUUAGCUCUGUUGCGUGGAUUUUUCUUCUGGAUGGAGAAUAUUACGAAUGACGGCCAAUUCAGGCCAUGGAGUGAUGAUUUCAAACUUUACAAGAUUGUUCCUCCCACGGAAUGAGAUUACCUACAGAAGAGUUCUCCAUUCUCAAUUAGAGAAACUGAGGUUCUCCCGUGGUGUGAUUUGUCAGCACAACUCGUAGAAGUCUAGUAGCCUGUCUUGGUACUAACGACCCCCAAAUGAAUUUUCUUUAGACAAGAGUAUAUACCCUUGUUUGCUCAGCCUCUCUUUCAGAUAAUGGAGUUGUUGUGAAAUCUUUAGCCAUCUUAUCUGUAAUUUAAGUGCACACUAGUAUAAUUUAGCUGACGAUCCUGAAGAACUGGCUGUUGCCCUUUUUUUUCCUUUUCUUUUUAGCAAACGAGUAAGGAACUGUGGCUUCUGGCCCACUUGCGUCGGCUUGUCAGCCCAUAUUAUUUUGAGCUGGCCCGCGCCAUGCCUGUCUCUAAAGUUUUGGCCCGUA